UUCAGCGCCACCAACACCAAAGUUUGUUGGCCGCGCAACCUCUCACGACGCCAAACUUCAGGCAACCUUCAGCAUCUCUUCAACUCAACACAGCGAUUGACUGACGUCGCGACUCCCGAUCACAGAAGAUGCUUACUCGCCAUCUCGACCCUGGUUGAAAGAGAAGAUGGCUCCCAAGCUUUUGGUGCUUGUCGGUGCUCCAGAAGCCAGCUCCCUCGAUUGGGAAGAGUCAGGUCUCCUCAACGACUUCAGCGACCCCAUCGCUCGGUUUGCCGGCCUUCAUGCCCGCCAGGCGAAUGAGGAGACCGUCCCAAUUACUCCCGCCCUGACUUCAGCCUCAAUUGCUCCUCCAGCAUGGAGAUCCCUUCCCCUUGAGCGACAGCACCUCGCCACAGGUCUUACCCAAAGCUUUGACCGGCACCACCUCUACACCGGCCUCUCCCAACAGAAUAGCGCCCAAGGUGCCUCAUUCUUCGUUGCAUCUCAAAUCAACUCCUUCAUUGAAGAAUUCUCCCAAGCACCUCCAGAAAGCCAUCCCUCAAGCCACGCUUCAGCCGAGGAGCUUCUCUCCCAGUUCUACGAGGAGUCAUAUGCCAGACACGAGGAUAUCCAAUCCUCACAAAUUGCGCCAGCUUCAGAUGUAGGGACAUCAUUCACGAGUGACGAACUGUCGUCUGAUUCUUUUGAUUCCCGGUUGCGACCAUUUGGGGCUGCGAAGGAAGCCCCAGUGGCGGGGCAUUUGAGCAAUUUGAGCGAUCUUCCGAUUGCAGCGUAUCUCGAUUCGAUCCAUCCGCAGACCAUGACCGUUAAUCUUAUUGUUGGGAUUAUUUCUAUACCAGAACCGCGAGCCAUAAAGACGAGACGAGGGGCGGCUGUUGAGCUCAUCGAAGUUCUUGUUGGUGAUGAAACGAGGUCUGGAUUUGGAGUAAAUUUCUGGCUGCCGUCAUCGCAGGCCGCUCAAGGAGAUAUGAGAAGUAUCCUUUCGGGACUGAGACCACGAGAUGUGGUUUUGAUGCGAAAUGUAGCUCUGAGCAGCUUUCGAGGGAAUGUAUAUGGGCAGAGCUUGAGAAAGGACAUGACGAAGGUUCAUCUUCUGUACAGAACCCGCGUGGAUAAGAGUGAUGUUGGAGGGUGCUACAGUGCAGCCGAUCUUACUAUGGGGGAUCCUGCGCCGCCUCAAGUGGAGAAGACAAGAAGGGUGAGAGAAUGGGUGCUGAGGUUCGUUGGUCUUGGUGCUGGACAGCAGAAGGGAAACGGCCCAGCCGAAGUACUCAAGGAGGUCUUGCCUCCGGAUACGCAAUAGUGAUUACGUAUCA
Molecule: messenger RNA, 1316 nt
Organism: Hyaloscypha bicolor E
Lineage: Eukaryota; Fungi; Ascomycota; Leotiomycetes; Helotiales; Hyaloscyphaceae
Exons: 1
Coding region: 167-1303 (378 amino acids)
Source: RefSeq, a predicted model, not a curated record